Molecule: messenger RNA, 1641 nt
Organism: Vicia villosa (hairy vetch)
Lineage: Eukaryota; Viridiplantae; Streptophyta; Magnoliopsida; Fabales; Fabaceae
Exons: 1
Coding region: 138-755 (205 amino acids)
Source: RefSeq, a predicted model, not a curated record
UUUGAUAAAACAUAUUCUGUACUAUUUUCAUUGUUUGAUUAAAUCAUCUAUAUAUACAUGCUAUCUUCUAACUUGUAACAAAACAUUCAAGCAGGGUUAGUGAAUUGAUAUUGAUAAUCAAGAAUCAAGUCAAUAAAAUGAGUACGAAUAUUCAUGAAGAGAAUCCUCAGAAAUCAUGUGGUAGGAAGUUGUUUGAGCGUGUAGCAAAGUGGUUUGAAUACAAAGAUAAAGAAAAAUGGAUAAAAGGUAUGAAAACUAGCAUGGGUAUAGCAGUUUCUAUAAUCGCAACUGUAACAUUUUCACUCGCCACUAAUCCACCCGGUGGUGUCGUGCAAGUGAGUGUCAAUGAUGACCCACUUUGCUCGGAUAAGACCGGAUACAAUAUAUGUGCUGGAGAAGCUAUCUUAGCUACUUUAUAUAAAAAUUAUUAUCUUCGAUUUUUGAUAUGUAAUACAAUUUGUUUCAUUUCAGCACUUAGUGUUCUUCUCUUUCUGGUUAGUGGAAUUCCUAUAGAGAAAACAUUUCCAGUAUGGCUUUUAUCAAUUGGAAUGAGUAUCACACUCACAAGUUUUGCUCUUACCUACUUGUUUGCAGUAAACAUGGUCACACCAAAUGUCAUUUGGAAUCAUCUUUUAGAAAAUGUGUUUGGUAUUGCUAUUUUUGUUUGGGCUAUCUUUGUCGCAGCUCUUGGUGUUUUUUUGGUUGUUCGUUUAAUUGUGAGGGUAGUCAAUAAAUUAUGGAAUAAUGACAAAUAGCUUAUUAAUUUGUCAAAGAAAUUUAAAUUAAUUCCGUCUUUGUGCUUCCCUUUUAGGUUCAUUCAAUAAAUUAUAUAUAGUCAAAAUAUAUUAUUUAUUAAAUAAAUCUAAAAAAUAAAAUUUAGAAGAAAUAUGUCAUAAUAAUAUGUUUUUUAAAAGCGUCAAAAAAAUUAUAAUAAUAAUCAAUUAUGUAGUUGUAUUUGUUGUAAUUUGAAUUGUAUAUUUGGUUGAAUAAAUGUAAUUUGAAUUGUAUAUUUGGUUUUUUUUUUUUUGAACAAGAAUUGUAUAUUUGGUUGAAUAGUGUAAUUUGAAUGUAUAUUUGGCACAAGCUUUCUAGUUGUUCAAUACAAUUCAUAGCUAUUUUCAGUAUUUACUAUAGUUAGUAAUCCAUUCCCGAAAUAUAUUUAAUCACUUAUAAAGCUUUGUUAAUUUUAAGUGCGAUAUUAAUAAAAAAAAACAUGGUUCCCUAUGGGGGGUCACCCCCAGCGAAAUUCCCAAACUACCCCUGCUUCGGAAAUGAACUUCCGAAGCGCUUUUUUUUUUUAAAAAAUUUCCUUGAUUCGGAAGUUCAUCUCCGAAAACACCUCAUGGGGGGUGCGUUCGGAGAUGAACAUCCGAAAACACCUCAUGGGGGGUGAAUUCGGAAGUUCAUUUCCGAAUUAUGCAGAAACUGUGUUUUUUUUUUAAUGUUUUUCUUAAACGCAACCGCAUUUUAAUUAAACGUUACCGGCAAACAAAAUAAACAAUAGAUAGACUGAAAACACUAAUAUGAUAAAUAAACAAAAAAAAAUACUAAUAUGAAAAUAUUAUAUACAAACCGAAAUAAAUAAAAAUAGUGUGCUAAAUAUACAAUCCAAAAUCAAAAAAUGAAUAAACCCCACCACUA